Messenger RNA from Hemiscyllium ocellatum (epaulette shark), 14209 nucleotides. It is a transcript of the gene dync1h1, whose product is annotated as dynein, cytoplasmic 1, heavy chain 1. The transcript is spliced from 78 exons. Lineage: Eukaryota; Metazoa; Chordata; Chondrichthyes; Orectolobiformes; Hemiscylliidae. Bases 89 to 14029 code for a protein of 4646 amino acids. Gene Ontology annotation, cellular component: dynein complex. Gene Ontology annotation, molecular function: minus-end-directed microtubule motor activity; ATP binding; ATP hydrolysis activity. Gene Ontology annotation, biological process: microtubule-based movement. The record is from RefSeq and is a predicted model, not a curated record.
CGUGACACAGCGGUCAGUUAGUCUGGGUGUUGUUGCUGCUUUCCGUUCAUUUGGAGCUGGUGGUGACGGAUCAUAGGCGGAUCUCAGCAUGUCCGAAAGUGGAGGAGGAGGAGGUGGUGGUGAGGACGGCACCACCGGCCUGGAAGUGACAGUGCAAAAUGUGGCCGACGUGUCGCUUUUGCAGAAACACAUUCGCAAACUGGUGCCGUUGCUGCUGGAAGAUGGCGGCGAGGCGCCGGCUGCCCUGGAGGCGGCCUUCGAGGAGAAGAGUGCGCUGGAGCAGAUGAAAAAAUUCCUCUCCGACCCCCAGAUGCACACGGUGCUGGUGGAGAGGACCACUCUGAAAGAGGAUGUUGGAGAUGAAGGGGAAGAGGAGAAGGAGCACAUAGCUUACAACAUCAACACUGACAUACAUUAUGGACUGAAGUCUAACAGUUUGGCCUUCAUAAAGCGUACUCCAGUUAUUGAUGCAGAUAAACCAAUUUCAUCUCAGCUGCGUGUUAUAACGCUUAGUGAAGAUUCUCCAUAUGAAACAUUGCAUUCAAUUAUUAGCAAUGCAGUGGCUCCAUUCUUCAAGUCCUACAUUAGAGAGUCUGGCAAGGCUGACAGAGAUGGAGACAAAAUGGCUCCAUCUGUUGAGAAGAAGAUUGCAGAGCUGGAAAUGGGACUACUUCAUCUACAGCAGAAUAUUGAAAUCCCAGAGAUUAGCCUUCCAAUCCAUCCAGUCAUAACCAAUUUAGCCAAACAGUGCUAUGAACGUGGAGAGAAACCCAAAGUCACUGAUUUUGGUGAUAAAGUGGAGGAUCCAACCUUCCUCAACCAACUGCAGUCUGGUGUAAACCGUUGGAUUAGAGAAAUCCAAAAGGUGACCAAGCUUGACCGUGAUCCUGCCUCAGGGACUGCUCUACAAGAAAUCAGUUUCUGGUUGAAUCUGGAGAGAGCCCUCUAUCGCAUUCAAGAGAAACGAGAAAGUGGAGAAGUGUUGCUGACUUUGGAAAUUCUCAAACAUGGCAAACGUUUCCAUGCUACAGUUAGCUUUGAUACUGAUACUGGACUUAAGCAGGCAUUGGAAACAGUAAAUGACUACAACCCCUUGAUGAAGGAUUUUCCUCUGAAUGAUUUGCUGUCUGCAACUGAACUGGAUAAAAUCAGACAGGCACUAGUUGCAAUCUUCACUCACUUGCGAAAAAUAAGAAACACAAAAUAUCCUAUUCAACGAGCAUUGAGAUUGGUGGAAGCAAUUUCAAGAGACCUCAGCUCUCAGUUGCUUAAAGUCUUGGGAACCCGAAAGUUGAUGCAUGUUGCUUAUGAAGAAUUUGAAAAGGUCAUGGUGGCAUGUUUUGAAGUGUUCCAGACUUGGGAUGAUGAGUAUGAGAAGCUUCAAGUUUUGCUUCGUGAUAUAGUUAAACGAAAGCGAGAAGAAAAUCUUAAGAUGGUGUGGCGUAUCAAUCCUGCUCAUCGUAGACUGCAGGCCCGUCUUGAUCAGAUGAGAAAAUUCAGGCGACAACAUGAGCAGCUAAGGGCUGUUAUUGUCCGUGUGCUUAGACCUCAGGUGACUGCAGUUGCUCAACAGUCCCAGGGAGAAGGCCCAGAACCCCAGGACAUGAAAGUAGCAGAAGUUCUAUUUGAUGCAGCAGAUGCAAAUGCCAUUGAAGAGGUGAAUCUUGCUUAUGAAAAUGUCAAGGAAGUUGAUGGGUUGGAUGUUUCCAAAGAAGGAACUGAAGCUUGGGAAGCAGCGCUGAAGCGCUACGAUGAACGAAUUGACAGAGUUGAAACACGUAUUACGGCCCGUCUAAGAGAUCAGCUUGGCACUGCAAAAAAUGCCAAUGAAAUGUUCAGAAUAUUUUCCAGAUUUAACGCUCUGUUUGUUCGUCCUCACAUUCGAGGUGCUAUUCGUGAAUACCAAACGCAACUCAUUCAACGUGUGAAAGAUGAUAUUGAAGCCUUGCAUGACAAGUUCAAGGUGCAGUACCCACAAAGUCAAGCUUGUAAAAUGAGUCAUGUCCGUGACUUACCUCCUGUUUCGGGAUCUAUAAUUUGGGCAAAGCAGAUUGAUAGACAGCUUACUGCCUACAUGAAGCGUGUAGAAGAUGUUCUUGGUAAGGGCUGGGAGAACCAUGUAGAAGGGCAGAAACUGAAACAAGAUGGUGACAGUUUUCGUAUGAAGCUCAACACACAAGAAAUAUUUGAUGACUGGGCACGAAAGGUCCAGCAGCGUAAUCUUGGAGUGUCUGGUCGUAUCUUCACUAUAGAAAGCACACGUGCUCGUGGACGUAGUGGGAAUGUUCUGAAAUUGAAAGUAAACUUCCUACCUGAGAUUAUUACACUUUCCAAAGAAGUUCGCAAUCUUAAAUGGCUUGGAUUCCGUGUUCCACUUGCAAUUGUCAAUAAAGCUCACCAAGCUAAUCAGCUCUAUCCAUUUGCUAUUUCAUUGAUUGAAAGUGUUCGUACCUAUGAAAGAACAUGUGAGAAGGUCGAAGAACGGAUUUCAAUUUCUCUGUUGGUUGCUGGCCUGAAAAGAGAGGUGCAGGGAUUGAUAGCUGAAGGAAUUGCGUUGGUCUGGGAAUCCUACAAAUUAGACCCUUACGUACAGCGUUUGGCAGAGAGUGUUUUCAGCUUUCAGGAAAAGGUGGAUGAUCUUCUCAUUAUCGAAGAGAAGAUUGACCUUGAAGUUCGUUCUUUGGAAACCUGCGUAUAUGACCAGAAAGUAUUUUCUGAAAUCCUGAACCGUAUCCAGAAAGCAGUUGAUGAUUUGAACCUCCAUUCCUAUUCCAACUUGCCAAUCUGGGUCAACAAGCUGGAUAUUGAGAUUGAAAGGAUCUUGGGAGUUCGUUUACAAGCUGGAUUGAGAGCAUGGACACAAGUUUUGUUUGGACAGGCUGAUGACAAAGCUGAUGUAGACAUGGAUACAGAUGCCCCACAAACCAGCCAUAAACCAGGAGGUGACCCAAAAAUCAGAAACAUAGUACAUGAACUUCACAUCACAAAUCAGGUCAUUUAUUUGCAUCCACCAAUCGAAGACUGUAGAUACAAGUUAUACCAAGAGCUGUUUAGCUGGAAGAUGAUUAUUCUAACACUCCCUAGAAUACAGAGUCAACGAUAUCAGGUUGGCUUUCAGUAUGAACUGUCUGAAGAAGAGAAAUUUUACCGGAAUGCACUCACAAGAAUGCCAGAUGGACCAGCUGCUUUGGAAGAAGCUCAUGAAGCUGUAAUGGGAAUUGUCAGAGAAGUUGAAAAGUAUGUCAAGGUUUGGCUUCAGUACCAGUGUUUGUGGGAUAUGCAACCUGAAAAUAUCUAUAACCGCCUGGAAGAUGAUCUGAACAAAUGGCAAGCUCUGCUUGUGCAAAUCAGAAAGGCCAGAGGAACCUUUGACAAUGCAGAAACUAGAAAGGAAUUUGGGCCUGUUGUCAUUGAUUAUGGAAAGGUGCAGUCAAAGGUCAAUUUAAAAUAUGAUUCUUGGCAUAAGGAGGUUCUUAGCAAAUUUGGACAGAUGCUUGGUCAGAAUAUGCAGGAGUUCCAUUCUCAGAUUUCUAAGUCUCGUCAAGAGUUGGAGCAGCACUCAGUUGAUACUGCUAGUACUUCUGAUGCUGUGACCUUCAUAACCUAUGUGCAGUCUUUGAAGCGCAAGAUCAAGCAGUUUGAGAAACAAGUAGAUCUUUAUCGCAAUGGCCAACGUUUACUGGAAAAACAGCGGUUCCAAUUUCCUCCAUCUUGGCUUUACAUUGAUAAUAUUGAGGGAGAAUGGGGCGCUUUCAAUGACAUCAUGCGUAGGAAGGACAGUGCUAUUCAGCAGCAAGUGGCUAAUCUGCAAAUGAAGAUUGUUCAAGAGGAUCGUGCUGUAGAAAGUCGUACUACUGAUCUCUUGGGUGAAUGGGAGAAAACCAAACCUGUGGCGGGGAAUCUUCGUCCAGAGGAUGCCCUGCAAGCACUCACGAUCUACGAAGGAAAAUUUGGUCGUCUGAAAGAUGAUCGUGAAAAAUGUGCAAAGGCUAAAGAGGCUUUGGAGCUGACUGAUACAGGAUUGCUCAGCGGAAGUGAAGAACGAGUACAAGUUGCUUUGGAAGAACUGCAGGAUCUCAAAGGAGUCUGGUCUGAGCUGUCCAAAGUCUGGGAACAAAUUGAUCAACUGAAAGAACAACCAUGGGUUUCCGUGCAGCCACGCAAACUUCGUCAGAACUUGGAUGGGUUACUGAACCAACUGAAGAAUUUCCCAGCUCGCCUGCGCCAAUAUGCGUCAUACGAGUUUGUACAGAGACUUCUGAAGGGCUACAUGAAGAUUAACAUGUUGGUGAUCGAAUUAAAGUCUGAGGCAUUGAAGGAUCGUCACUGGAAGCAGCUGAUGAAACGCCUCCAUGUUAACUGGGUAGUGUCUGAAUUAACACUGGGCCAGAUAUGGGAUGUUGACUUGCAAAAAAAUGAGGCCAUUGUUAAGGAUGUAUUACUUGUAGCCCAGGGAGAAAUGGCUUUGGAGGAAUUCCUGAAGCAGAUUAGAGAGAUGUGGAACUCUUACGAAUUGGAUUUGGUGAACUAUCAAAACAAAUGUAGAUUGAUCCGUGGCUGGGACGACCUGUUUAACAAGGUGAAAGAGCACAUUAACAGUGUAUCGGCCAUGAAGCUAUCCCCUUACUACAAGGUCUUUGAAGAGGAUGCAUUGAGCUGGGAAGAUAAGCUAAAUCGUAUAAUGGCCCUCUUUGAUGUAUGGAUUGAUGUUCAGCGUCGCUGGGUUUACCUUGAAGGAAUCUUUACAGGAAGUGCUGACAUUAAACAUUUGCUGCCUGUGGAAACUCAAAGAUUCCAGAGCAUCAGCACAGAGUUCCUUGCACUCAUGAAGAAAGUGACCAAAUCUCCCCUCGUCAUGGAUGUUUUGAAUAUCCCUGGAGUGCAGCGGUCGUUGGAACGAUUGGCAGAUCUGUUGGGCAAGAUACAGAAGGCUUUAGGAGAAUACUUAGAGAGAGAACGCUCAUCCUUUCCUCGGUUUUAUUUUGUUGGUGAUGAGGACUUGCUGGAAAUUAUUGGCAACAGUAAGAAUGUGGCUAAAUUGCAGAAGCACUUUAAGAAGAUGUUUGCUGGUGUUUCUAGUAUCAUUCUCAAUGAAGAUGCUACUGUUGUCUUGGGAAUUGCAUCACGUGAGGGAGAAGAGGUGCUUUUUAAGACUCCUGUUUCAAUCACCGAGCACCCUAAGAUUAAUGAGUGGCUAACCUUGGUGGAGAAGGAAAUGAGGGUUACCUUGGCCAAGUUGCUCGCUGAAUCGGUCACUGAAGUUGGAAUCUUUGGUCAAGGCACUUCAAUUGAUGCUGCCGACUAUAUUUCCUGGAUAGAUAAAUACCAGGCCCAGCUUGUUGUCCUUUCAGCUCAGAUAUCAUGGUCAGAAAAUGUGGAAAAUGCCCUGAAUAAUGGAGCAAGUGGUGGUCAGUCCCCACUCGCACCAGUCCUAGUUAAUGUGGAAGCUACUUUGACUGUGUUAGCAGAUUCUGUGUUGAUGGAACAACCAGCACUUCGUAGGAGGAAACUUGAACACUUGAUCACUGAAUUAGUACAUCAGAGAGAUGUCACGAGAAUGCUGAUCAAGAACAAAGUAGAUCAACCUAAAUCUUUUGACUGGCUCAGUCAAAUGCGAUUCUACUUUGAUCCCAAGCAAACUGAUGUUUUACAGCAGCUAUCCAUACAAAUGGCUAAUGCAAAAUUCAACUAUGGUUUUGAGUACCUCGGUGUUCAAGAUAAACUUGUACAAACUCCUCUUACAGACCGUUGUUACUUGACUAUGACACAGGCUUUGGAAGCUCGCCUUGGUGGUUCUCCGUUUGGUCCUGCUGGUACUGGCAAAACUGAAUCGGUCAAGGCACUUGGACAUCAACUUGGACGCUUUGUUCUCGUCUUCAACUGUGAUGAGACCUUUGAUUUCCAGGCCAUGGGUCGAAUAUUUGUAGGUCUCUGCCAGGUGGGAGCUUGGGGCUGUUUUGAUGAAUUCAAUCGCCUUGAAGAACGUAUGCUAUCGGCUGUAUCCCAGCAAAUACAGUGCAUACAGGAAGCACUCCGUGAACACUCUAAUCCCAGCCGUGACCGAAGUUCUCCUACAAUCACAUGUGAGCUACUGAACAAACAAGUGAAAGUCAGAGCAGAUAUGGCUAUUUUCAUUACUAUGAAUCCAGGCUAUGCUGGACGUUCCAACCUACCAGACAACUUGAAAAAACUCUUCCGUAGUCUGGCAAUGACAAAACCUGAUCGUCAACUUAUUGCACAGGUUAUGUUGUACUCUCAAGGGUUCCGAACAGCUGAAACCCUUGCAAACAAGAUUGUUCCAUUCUUCAAGCUUUGUGAUGAACAGCUGUCAUCUCAGAGUCACUAUGAUUUUGGUCUUCGUGCCCUGAAGAGUGUACUAGUAAGUGCAGGGAAUGUGAAGCGAGAGAGGAUUCAGAAGAUAAAGAAAGAGAAAGGAGAACGUGGUGAAGAUGUUGAUGAGGCAGAAAUUGCAGAGAAUCUACCUGAGCAAGAGAUUCUAAUCCAAAGUGUCUGUGAGACGAUGGUUCCCAAGCUGGUUGCAGAAGAUAUCCCAUUGCUUUUUAGUCUUUUGUCUGAUGUAUUCCCUGGAGUACAGUACCAUCGUGGAGCAAUGACUAAACUGCGUGAGGAGCUGAAGAAGGUUUGUCAAGAAAUGUACCUAACUUAUGGUGAUGGUGAAGAUGUUGGUGGAAUGUGGGUUGAAAAGGUACUUCAGUUAUAUCAGAUCUCUCAAAUCAAUCAUGGUUUGAUGAUGGUGGGACCGUCAGGCAGUGGAAAGAGUAUGGCCUGGCGAGUUUUACUAAAGGCCCUUGAACAGCUUGAGGGAGUGGAAGGAGUUGCUCACAUCAUUGAUCCAAAAGCUAUAAGCAAAGACCAUUUAUAUGGAACAUUAGACCCAAAUACCAGAGAAUGGACUGAUGGACUGUUUACACAUGUUCUUAGAAAGAUUAUUGACAAUGUACGAGGUGAACUGCAGAAACGUCAGUGGAUCAUCUUUGAUGGUGAUGUGGAUCCUGAAUGGGUAGAAAAUUUGAAUUCGGUUCUUGAUGAUAACAAAUUGCUUACCCUUCCCAAUGGAGAGCGUCUCAGCCUUCCAUCAAAUGUGCGAAUUAUGUUUGAAGUCCAAGACUUGAAAUAUGCUACAUUGGCCACUGUAUCCAGAUGUGGGAUGGUAUGGUUUAGCGAGGAUGUUCUCAGUACUGAUAUGAUCUUCAACAACUUCUUAGCUAGACUACGUAAUAUUCCUCUGGAUGAGGGAGAGGAAGAGGCCCAACGUCGACGCAAAGGUAAAGAGGAUGAGGAACAAGAAGCUGCUUCCCCAAUGCUUCAGAUACAGAGAGAUGCAGCAACUGUUUUACAGCCAUACUUCACUUCAAAUGGCUUGAUUAUCAAAGCAGUAGAGCAUGCUGCCAAGAUGGAACACAUUAUGGACUUUACCCGAUUGCGAUGUCUUGGUUCCCUCUUCUCUAUGAUGCACCAAGGUUGCAGGAAUAUUGCACUAUACAAUGCUAAUCAUCCUGAUUUUCCAAUGCCAAAUGACCAGUUGGAACGAUACAUCCAGAAAUACUUAAUUUAUGCCAUUCUGUGGUCACUUUCGGGUGAUGCACGGUUGAAGAUGAGAGCAGAACUUGGUGAAUACAUAAGACGAAUUACCACCAUUCCACUGCCAAGCACACCUAACAUGCCUAUCAUUGACUUUGAGGUAUCUAUUACUGGAGAGUGGGUUCCUUGGCAGUCCAAGGUACCUCAGAUUGAAGUGGAGACUCACAAAGUUGCUGCGCCAGACGUCGUUGUGCCAACUCUGGAUACGGUCCGUCAUGAAGCCCUUCUGUACACAUGGUUGGCUGAACAUAAACCUUUAGUUUUAUGUGGCCCACCUGGAUCUGGCAAGACUAUGACUCUAUUCAGUGCACUAAGAGCUCUACCAGAUAUGGAGGUUGUGGGUCUGAACUUCUCCAGUGCAACAACACCCGAGCUAGUUCUGAAAACAUUUGAUCACUACUGUGAAUAUCGUCGGACACCGAAUGGAGUUGUAUUAGCGCCUGUGCAGCUCGGCAAAUGGCUUGUGCUUUUCUGUGAUGAAAUCAAUCUUCCAGACAUGGACAAAUAUGGCACUCAAAGAGUUAUAUCCUUCAUUCGACAGAUGGUAGAGCAUGGAGGUUUCUUCCGUACUUCAGAUCAGACUUGGGUUAAACUGGAAAGAAUCCAAUUUGUUGGAGCUUGCAAUCCAUCUACUGACCCAGGAAGAAAGCCGCUUUCUCAUAGGUUUCUACGCCACGUACCUGUUGUGUAUGUGGACUAUCCAGGACCAGCAUCUCUCACUCAGAUUUACGGCACAUUCAACCGUGCUAUGCUUAGACUCAUUCCAUCCUUGCGGACAUAUGCCGACCCGCUUACAGCAGCUAUGGUGGAAUUCUACAUGAUGUCACAGGAACGUUUCACCCAAGACAUACAGCCACAUUAUAUUUACUCCCCUCGUGAAAUGACACGUUGGGUGAGAGGAAUCUUUGAGGCUUUAAGGCCCUUAGAAACAUUGGCAGUUGAAGGGUUGAUUAGGAUCUGGGCCCAUGAGGCUCUGCGCUUGUUCCAAGACAGACUUGUGGAGGAUGAGGAAAGACAAUGGACAGAUGAGAACAUUGACGUGGUGGCCCUCAAGCAUUUCCCUAAUAUUGAUAAAGACAAGGCUUUAAUCAGACCCAUUUUGUAUAGCAACUGGCUAUCCAAGGAUUAUAUACCAGUCGAUCAAGAAGAACUAAGAGACUAUGUCAAGGCAAGGCUCAAAGUUUUCUAUGAGGAGGAGCUAGAUGUACCCUUGGUGUUAUUUAAUGAAGUAUUGGACCAUGUGUUGAGAAUUGACAGGAUAUUCCGGCAACCGCAAGGCCAUUUGCUGCUUAUUGGAGUUAGUGGUGCAGGAAAAACAACACUGUCUCGUUUUGUUGCCUGGAUGAAUGGCCUUAGUGUUUAUCAGAUUAAGGUUCAUAGAAAAUACACAGGUGAGGAUUUCGAUGAGGAUCUGAGAACAGUGUUGAGACGCUCAGGUUGCAAAAACGAGAAGAUUGCUUUCAUUAUGGAUGAGUCCAAUGUACUUGAUUCGAGCUUUUUGGAACGUAUGAAUACAUUGUUAGCCAAUGGGGAGGUGCCUGGGCUGUUUGAAGGAGAUGAGUAUGCUACCUUAAUGACUCAAUGCAAAGAAGGUGCUCAGAAGGAAGGUUUAAUGCUUGACACUCAUGAGGAACUGUACAAGUGGUUCACAGGUCAGGUUAUCCGCAACUUGCAUGUUGUUUUCACCAUGAAUCCAUCAUCUGAAGGCUUGAAAGAUAGAGCUGCAACUUCUCCAGCUUUGUUUAACAGGUGUGUCUUGAACUGGUUUGGCGACUGGUCCACUGAAGCCUUGUACCAAGUUGGUAAAGAGUUCACCAGCAAAAUGGACCUUGAAAAACCCAAUUACGUUGUCCCUGACUACAUGCCAAUUGCAUAUGAUAAGCUUCCUCAACCACCAUCUCACAGAGAAGCUAUUGUUAACAGUUGUGUUUUUGUUCAUCUGACGUUGCAUCAGGCAAAUACUCGAUUGGCCAAGCGUGGGGGCAGAAUAAUGGCAAUCACUCCUCGCCAUUAUCUGGACUUCAUUAACCACUAUGCCAACAUGUUCAAUGAAAAGCGUAGUGAACUGGAAGAGCAGCAGAUGCAUUUAAAUGUUGGUCUGAGAAAGAUUAAGGAAACAGUUGACCAGGUUGAAGAAUUACGGCGUGAUCUGAGAAUUAAAAGCCAAGAACUGGAGGUUAAAAAUGCAGCAGCCAAUGAUAAGUUGAAGAAAAUGGUGAAGGAUCAACAAGAAGCAGAAAAGAAGAAGGUUAUGAGCCAGGAAAUUCAGGAGCAGCUUCACAAACAACAAGAAAUAAUUGCUGACAAGCAGAUGAAAGUAAAGGAAGAUCUGGAUAUGGUAGAGCCAGCUGUUAUUGAGGCUCAGAAUGCUGUAAAAUCGAUCAAGAAGCAGCACUUGGUAGAGGUUCGUUCAAUGGCUAAUCCGCCAGGUGCAGUGAAGCUAGCACUCGAGUCAAUCUGUCUUCUCCUGGGCGAAAGUACAACUGACUGGAAACAAAUCCGUUCGAUCAUUAUGAGGGAAAACUUCAUACCGACCAUAGUAAAUUUUUCAGCUGACGAAAUCAGUGAUGUUAUCCGAGAGAAGAUGAAGAAAAACUACAUGUCCAAUCCAAGCUACAACUAUGAAAUAGUCAACAGAGCAUCUUUGGCUUGUGGUCCAAUGGUGAAGUGGGCAAUUGCACAACUUAAUUAUGCUGAUAUGUUAAAACGAGUUGAACCCUUGCGCAAUGAACUACAAAAGCUGGAAGAUGAUGCAAAAGAGAACCAGCAGAAGGCUGAUGAGGUUGAGCAAAUGAUCCGUGACCUGGAAACCAGUAUUGCUCGUUACAAGGAAGAGUAUGCUAUUCUGAUAUCUGAAGCCCAAGCUAUUAAAGCUGAUCUUGCAGCAGUAGAAGCGAAGGUUAACCGAAGUACUGCACUACUGAAGAGUUUGUCUGCUGAACGAGAUCGCUGGGAAAAGACCAGUGAGACUUUCAAGAAUCAGAUGGCCACUAUAGCUGGAGACUGUUUACUAUCAGCUGCUUUCAUCGCUUAUGCAGGAUACUUUGAUCAGCAAAUGCGCCAAAAUCUAUUUACAACUUGGGCACAUCACCUACAACAAGCAAGCAUUCUGUUCCGUACAGACAUUGCGAGAACAGAGUAUCUAUCUAAUGCUGAUGAGCGUCUGCGCUGGCAAGCAAAUUCUCUACCUGCUGAUGACUUGUGCACAGAAAAUGCCAUCAUGUUGAAGCGUUUCAAUAGGUACCCAUUAAUUAUUGACCCGUCUGGUCAGGCCACUGAGUUUAUAAUGAAUGAAUACAAGGAACGCAAGAUUACUAGAACCAGCUUCUUGGAUGAUGCCUUUAGGAAGAACCUAGAGAGUGCAUUGAGAUUUGGUAAUCCACUACUUGUCCAGGACGUUGAAAGUUAUGAUCCAAUCUUGAACCCUGUGCUGAAUCGUGAAGUUCGCAGGACAGGGGGUAGAGUACUUAUUACUCUUGGUGAUCAAGAUAUUGACCUUUCACCAUCGUUUGUCAUUUUCCUCUCCACCCGAGACCCAACAGUUGAAUUUCCACCAGAUCUGUGCUCUCGUGUUACAUUUGUUAACUUCACAGUGACCCGUAGCAGCUUACAAAGCCAAUGUCUAAAUGAAGUGCUGAAGGCUGAGAGACCAGAUGUAGAUGAGAAACGUUCAGACUUGUUGAAAUUGCAAGGUGAGUUCCAACUUCGCUUACGCCAACUGGAAAAGUCUUUACUGCAAGCUUUGAAUGAAGUUAAAGGUCGUAUCUUGGAUGAUGACACAAUUAUCACUACGCUGGAGAACCUGAAAAGGGAGGCAGCAGAAGUCACAAGGAAGGUUGAAGAAACAGACAUUGUUAUGGCAGAAGUGGAUGCUGUCUCCCAACAGUACUUGCCACUUUCUACAGCAUGUAGUAGCAUCUAUUUCACUAUGGAAGCAUUAAACCAGAUUCACUUCCUAUAUCAGUACUCUCUUCAGUUCUUCCUGGAUAUUUAUCACACUGUUCUGUAUGAGAACCAGAAUCUGAAAGGAGUUACAGAUCAUACACAACGAUUGUCUAUCAUUACCAAGGACCUUUUCCAGGGAACAUUUAACAGAGUUGCACGUGGUAUGGUGCACAAUGAUCAUAUCACCAUUGCAAUGCUGCUCGCUAAGAUUCGCCUCAAGGGCCUCACCAGUGAACCUUCAUAUGACUUGGAGUUUCACCACUUCCUUCGUGGUCGAGAGAUUGUCCUGAAUGGUUCUUCUGUGCCUAAGAUAGAUUGCCUCACAACAGAACAAAUAGAAGGCAUGGAGAGACUGAGUCGUUUACCUGUCUUUUUUGAUUUAAUUUCCAAAGUUCAAGUGGACAAUCAAUUUAACAUCUGGCUAGAGAGUAGUUCACCUGAACAAACUGUGCCUUACCUGUGGACUAGUGAGCAACCUUUAACUCCUAUUGGGCAGGCUAUGCACCGACUACUGCUUAUCCAGGCUUUUCGACCAGACCGCCUCUUGGCAAUGGCUCAUAUUUUUGUGGCCACUGUUUUGGGAGACAGUUUCAUGUCAACUAUUGAACAGCCAUUAGACCUGGCAGCAAUUGUCGAGACGGAGGUGAAACCAAACACUCCGGUGCUUAUGUGCUCUGUACCUGGCUAUGAUGCUAGUGGACGUGGAGAGGAUCUUGCAGCUGAACAAAACACUCAGAUUACAUCUAUUGCUAUUGGUUCUGCAGAGGGUUUCAACCAGGCAGAGAAAGCUAUUAAUACCGCUGUCAAAUCUGGAAGGUGGGUGAUGUUGAAAAAUGUACAUUUAGCCCCUGGUUGGCUCAUGCAAUUGGAGAAAAAGCUGCAUUCCUUACAACCCCAUUCUAAUUUCCGUCUCUUCCUUACUAUGGAAAUCAACCCUAAGGUUCCAGUGAACUUGUUACGAGCUGGGCGUAUAUUUGUAUUUGAGCCCCCACCUGGUGUGAAGGCAAAUAUGCUGAGGACCUUCAGUAGUAUACCAGUUUCAAGGAUGUGCAAAUCACCAAACGAGCGUGCACGCCUGUACUUCCUUCUGGGUUGGUUCCAUGCCAUUAUACAGGAACGUCUGCGAUAUGCUCCUCUGGGCUGGUCCAAGAAGUAUGAGUUUGGUGAAUCUGAUUUAAGAUCUGCUUGUGAUACUGUGGACACCUGGUUGGAUGAUACAGCAAAGGGACGCCAGAAUAUUUCACCUGAUAAAAUUCCUUGGGCAGCUUUGAAAACCCUGAUGGCACAGUCCAUAUAUGGUGGGCGUAUUGAUAACGAAUUCGAUCAGCGGUUGUUGAACUCCUUCUUGGAGCGUCUUUUUACGACUGCUAGCUUUGACAGCGAAUUUAAGUUGGCAUGUAAGGUUGAUGGACAUAAGGAUAUUCUAAUGCCAGAUGGCAUCAGACGAGAGGAGUUCAUCCAGUGGGUUGAGCUGCUUCCCGACGCUCAGACGCCAUCUUGGCUAGGUUUACCGAACAAUGCUGAAAAAGUGCUUCUAACUACUCAGGGCACUGAUAUGCUCAGCAAAAUGCUGAAAAUGCAGAUGCUGGAGGAUGAGGAUGAUCUAGCUUAUGCAGAGACAGAGAAGAAGCAGCGGACUGGUUCUACUUCAGACGGACGGCCAAUUUGGAUGCGAACGCUUCAUACCACAGCAUGCAAUUGGCUCCAACUUAUUCCUAAGUCACUCAACCAUCUUAAACGCACUGUCGACAAUAUUAAGGAUCCGUUGUUUAGAUUCUUUGAAAGAGAGGUUAAGAGUGGUGCAAAGUUAUUGCAAGAUAUUCGCCAAGAUCUAGCUGAUGUAGUACAAGUAUGUGAAGGAAAAAAGAAACAGACCAACUAUCUGCGUACACUGAUCAGUGAGAUGGUAAAAGGCAUCUUGCCUCGUAGCUGGGUCCGCUAUACAAUUCCUGCAGAUGUGACGGUUAUUCAGUGGGUAUCUGACUUCAGUGAACGUAUAAAGCAACUGCAACAGAUAUCUCAGGCAGCAUCCACUGGUGGAGCUAAGGAACUUAAGAAUAUCCAUGUUUGCUUGGGUGGCUUGUAUGUGCCAGAGGCUUAUAUUACAGCAACAAGACAAUACGUGGCUCAGGCGAACAGUUGGUCAUUGGAGGAACUUCGACUCGAAGUCACGGUCACAAAUAACCAGAAUGCUGUAUUGGAUGCUUGCAGUUUUGGUAUAACCGGCCUUACACUUCAGGGUGCCACUUGUCAUAACAACAAGCUGUCUUUGUCCAAUUCAAUAUCCACUGAACUGCCUCUCACACAACUUCGGUGGGUUAAGGAGACCAACGCAGAAAGGAAAGCUAAUGUGGUAACACUUCCAGUGUAUCUGAACUUCACUCGUGCUGACCUGAUCUUCACUGUUGACUUUGAAAUUGCUACGAAGGAAGACUCUCGCAGCUUUUAUGAGCGUGGUGUUGCACUUCUGUGCACAGAAUAAAUAGAAAUUUUUGCUUGAAACAUAUUACAUACUUGCACGUGUUGUUUAGAACUGAAUUGUAGUAAUCCUUUCAAAGUAAUGAACAAUUUUAUUUGUGUUCCAUAAACAAGAUGGCAUGGCUACUGAGAGUUGGAAAAUGUAUUUUAAUUGGUUUUACAGAUAAUAAAAUUAUGCAUCAUG